AAUUUACGCUGUGAAAAGUAUUUACCUAUUUACUAAAUCAAAGUCCCUACUAAAUGAACACUAGUAGUCACAAUUAGAUAAUUGUUCGUAAUGAAGAUUAAAGAAAAAAUCUUAAUUUCACGGUAUCGUAAAUGACCGCAAAGAGUUAACAAACUUUGAAAAGCUACAAUACAUUAAUACAAAAUGAGUCUUAGAGGUCUAUCUAAAAGGGAGUUGGAGGAACUUCGAAAGAAAGAAGAAGAAGAAGCCGCUGCACAUGUAUUCAAAGAAUUUGUGGAAACUUUCCAAGAAGCUCCGAGCAGUACCAGUAAAGUUUGGGUCAAAGCAGGAACCUAUGAUGCAGGAGCUCGAAGGGAAGAUACAAGUGAAAAAGGUAAACUGUAUAAGCCUGUUUCUCGUUUGGAUGAGAAACGUGGUGGGAAUGACUCUGACAUGCUUAGGAAUCUUACGUUGAAGCAAGAAUCAGGCAAACCACGAUCCAAGCAAAAAGGCCAAGAUAAGAAGAAAAGCAACUUAGAAUUAUUUAAAGAAGAGCUAAGACAAAUACAAGAGGAACGUUCAGAACGACACAAGUACAAAAAUGUACUCAGAGACAAAGGAGCCAUUGAACAAACCUGUGAUAUGAUCCCUGAUGUGGGCUCAUAUGAUACCGGAGAUCCAAAUACAACUAAUCUGUACUUAGGAAAUCUAAACCCAAAGAUAACAGAACACCAGUUAAUGGAGAUCUUUGGUCGUUACGGGCCAUUAGCAAGUAUCAAGAUAAUGUGGCCACGUUCGGAUGAAGAGAAGGCACGGGGCCGGAACUGUGGCUUCGUGGCCUUCAUGUCUCGUAAGGAUGGUGAACGAGCCCUGCGGUGUAUUAAUGGCAAAGAGAUAAUGAAUUACGAGAUGAAGUUAGGGUGGGGCAAGGCGGUCGUGAUACCCCCGGUCCCCAUCUACAUCCCGCCGGCGCUGCAGCAGCCCUGCAAGCCGCCGCCGCCCUCCGGCCUGCCCUUCAACGCGCAGCCGCCCAGACAUCUCAUGCACAAGAUACCACGACUACGACCCGGCGAAUACAGUCCCAGUGAUCCCGAUGACAAGGAACUGUACGACAAGAUCCUGUCCCAGUCCAUAGUUAAAGUUGUGGUACCCACAGAAAGAAACAUCCUAAUGUUAAUACAUCGAAUGGUGGAGUUCGUCAUCCGCGAGGGUCCGAUGUUCGAGGCCAUCAUCAUGAACAAGGAGAUGCACAAUCCCUACUUCCGGUUCUUGUUCGAGAACCAAUCGCCGGCCCACGUUUACUAUCGGUGGAAGCUGUACUCCAUGCUGCAGGGAGACUCGCCUAAACAGUGGAGGCUGGACGACUUCAGAAUGUUUAAAGGUGGUUCAGUCUGGCGGCCGCCGGUGAUGAACAUGUACACGGCGGGCAUGCCCGACGAGCUGGUGGAGGAGGAGGACGCCAAGGACUCCAUGAGAGGAACGCUCUCCGUCAACCAGCGCGACCGGCUGGAGGAGCUGAUCCGCUCGCUGUCCCCGACGCGCGGCAGCGUGGGCGCGGCCAUGGCGUGGUGCCUGGAGCACGCGGAGGCGGCGGGCGAGGUGGCGCAGUGCGUGUGCGAGGCGCUGGGCGGCGCCGACACCGCGCCGCACCGCCGCGUGGCGCGCCUCUACCUGCUCUCCGACAUCCUGCACAACGCCGGCGCCAAGCUCACCAACGCCAGCGCCUACCGCGCCGCAUUCCAGCAGCGGCUGGCUGAGAUCAUGCGCAACUGCCAGCAGGCCUGGGCCCGCAUGCCGUCCCGCCUGCAGCAGGAGGGCUUCCGGGCCCGGGUCACGCGCAUCCUGCAGGCCUGGGCCGACUGGGCAGUCUAUCCCACUGACUUCCUACUACAUAUUAACAACAUCUUCCUGGGACAAGAUAAGGAGCGUCGUCCCUCGACCGAGGCGGGUGUGGGCGGCGCCGGCGCGGUGGAGGAGGCGGUGUCCCCGCGCUCCGACGCGUCCUCCUCGUCGUGGGAGGGCGGCGCCCGGGGCCCGCUGGACGGCGCCGCCCUGCGCCGCCUCGCCGCCGGCCGGGAGCCGCACGCGCCCGCACUGCCGCCGCCGGACAUCGACGGCGUGCCCGUGGAUGAGGAUAUUGACGGCGUGCCGCUGGAGCCAGACAGCGAGGAGGGCGCGGGGCCGGGCGGGUUCGUGCCGUCCCGCUGGGAGAGCGUGGAGCCCGCCGCGCCGCACACCCCGCCCCCGCCCGCGCUGGACGAGCGCGCCGCCCCGCCCCCCGCGCCCGCGCCCGCACCCGACACGUCGGAGGAGCAGACGCUGAAGCGCGAGACGCUGCGCGAGAUCGAGGUGCGCGUGCUGAAGUACGCCGACGAGCUGGAGGGCGGAGCCCGCGCGCCGCGCCCCGGCCUCGCGCCCGCGCAGCAGAUACAGCACUACCGACGGAAACUCAUCAAGAAGGCGCUGCGCGAGGUGCGGGAGGCGAGUGCUAGAGAGUCGCCCGAACAGAGACGAGUCACUGAGGAUGACGCGUACUCAACUUCAUCUAAGAAAUCAAAGAAGUCAAGAGAGCCGACGUUAUCGCCGCCGCCGAAACGGUCGCGUCACAGUGAUCGCCGUUCUCGAUCCAGGUCUAAGUCUCGCGAGAAGGACAGAGAUCGAGAGAGGAGUCGCGACCACGAGAGAGAGCGAGACAGGGAUAGGCGACGUCGUUCGCCGGCCACGCCCCCCUCGCACCGCAAGCAUCACACCAAACACGCCAAGUACAAGUACUGACAGUCGGUCUAGCAACACCACGCCACUUGGUGUGACCAACGGAUGGACUAUUGAUAACUUAUCCUGUGCUACUGCAAACAUUUUCAUUGCAUAUUUUUAUACAGAUUGACUGGUUGAAUACUUUACAUACUCAAGGACGUGGUAAUUCAUGGUCACAUGUAACGUUUAGAAAUAUAAAAUUAAAAAAGUACAAAUGAACUACAGAGAAAACCUUCAUUAAACUAAUUUGCUAAAACUUGAAAUUUGUGGACACCGUAUCAAAUAUCGUUUGCGAAAAGACCGGCGCCCGCGCGUGUUUUGUUUCGUCACUGAAUGGAUGUGCCGCAGGGCGGGGGUGAGCGCGAGGGUGAAGCGCCGCCCGGGGGGUGAGAGCAGGGUUGCAUCCAAUCAGCGCGCCGCGUUCAAACGAUACCGAGAUCAUCGACCGGUGUAAACAAACCAGUACAUAGGUACCUACCUACCUUGCCGCAUGACCGGCUAAUUCUGUACUUCGCGCGAGUGACCACGCUUAUUGUUUCCAGUAGAUAAUUAAAGAUAAAUUAGGCAAAUGUUAGGCACCUAUUUUUUUUUUGCUUAAUUAGAACGAGAGUCAAGAGUCGAGCACUCAAUAUCAAUAUGUGAAGUGUUCAACCAUUCAGCCUGUAUAAAGGAAAUUAGGGUGAAACAGAUGAUUGGUAAACUGUUCCGUGAGUAAAAAGGGGUAUGAAUGAAUAGAAUGCCGUUGCAAUUUAUUUACAUGGAUUUAUAUAUGGAUAAAGUGAUCAGUGAUCGAGUUAUAGGGAAAACUAAUUCAACAUUAACAUGUUUAUACUAGAAUCAUAAAUAAACGCAAUGAUGCGAGUUUUAAUUUAAAAAAAAACGAAGCUUCAAACAUGAUCUUUAAUGGAAAAAAAUACACUUUCACACUAGGCAUAGCAAUAGUACUAGCAAGUAACAAAGACAUUCGAUAUUAUCAUUACUAUAUUGCAUGGUUUUGGUGACUAGUGUACCCGAGAUAAAUAUAGAAUUAUGUUCGUUCGUCGUGAGCGCCUGGGGAUGCUCCCAUAUCGUCCUCAGCUUUUGAACGUUCCAUCGCGUUUGACAUGUAAAUAUUAGAUCGUAAUAAGAAUGAUUAAAUGUAUGAUUGAAGA
Molecule: messenger RNA, 3884 nt
Organism: Bombyx mandarina (wild silkworm)
Lineage: Eukaryota; Metazoa; Arthropoda; Insecta; Lepidoptera; Bombycidae
Product: U2 snRNP-associated SURP motif-containing protein
Biological process (GO): RNA processing
Cellular component (GO): nucleus
Molecular function (GO): RNA binding
Source: RefSeq, a predicted model, not a curated record